Molecule: messenger RNA, 1548 nt
Organism: Aspergillus thermomutatus
Lineage: Eukaryota; Fungi; Ascomycota; Eurotiomycetes; Eurotiales; Aspergillaceae
Product: NAD(P)/FAD-dependent oxidoreductase
Exons: 2
Coding region: 1-1548 (515 amino acids)
Cellular component (GO): cytoplasm
Molecular function (GO): oxidoreductase activity
Source: RefSeq, a predicted model, not a curated record
AUGUCGUUCGUUCAAGCUCUACUCUCCAACGCUGCUAUUCCGGUUGAAGAUCGGCAACAGGCCCUCAACCGUGCUUAUUCCGACCCCGGUCUACCUACAGCUAACCCGACUUCUUCCUUCUGGCUUAGAUCUCCACAUCCCGAACUUGCCCAGGCGCAGUCUGCUGAGUUGCCCUCUGAGGCAGAAGUAGUCAUCAUCGGUUCUGGAGUGACUGGAACUUCAAUUGCAAGAACUCUGCUGGAGUCCCGCAAGCCUAGGAAGGAGGCCAAAGCCCGACCCGCUGUUGUCAUAUUAGAAGCGCGUGAUGUCUGUAGUGGUGCCACCGGCCGCAAUGGCGGUCAUAUACUUGAGACUGCGGAAGAAUUCACGUACCUCGAAGCAUCGCAUGGCCUUGAAGCCGCCAAGAAAGCAAUGAGGUUUCGAUUGGCUCAUCUGCAGGAGAUCCUGAAGACCGCUGAUGAGUAUGGACUGACAGAGGAGACUCAAGCAAGAAAAGUUCAGUUUCUGAGUGUGUAUUUUGAUGAAAGAACCUGGGAGGAGGCUUUAUUCCGUCUGCGACGUUUGAAAGAGUGUUUGCCUGAAGAAACCGUGGAGUGGAGAGCAUAUGAGAAAAAUGAGAUUCCAAAGGAAUUCUGCCUGCCUCGUGCUCGAGGUAUCGUUGCUGGUCCAGCUGGUGCUAUCUGGCCAUACAGAUUUGUCACUGGCCUUUUGGCCCACUUGCGCCGCGAAUUCCCCCAGGAUCUAGUCAUUGAAGCCAAUACACCAGUGACAGCUGUCCGUGAUGUUACUCCUGGAGAGGCGACUUCGUUGCGAUAUUCGGUUGAAACGACCAGAGGCACUAUCCGCGCUCGUCACGUUGUCCACUGUACCAACGCUCACGUCGGGCAUCUUAUUCCCGAGUUGAGAGGGCGUAUUUAUCCAAUCCGAGGACAGAUGUCUGCGCAGACACCGGGAAGCAAGUUUCGCAAUCAGGGAGCCGAGCAUUCUUGGCUUUUCAACUAUGACCGGGGAUUCGAUUAUCUAACUCAGCUACCACAGUCCGAGGCAGGCGAGAUGAUGAUGUUGGGAGGCGGAUUUGCUCAAGGCGAGGGCGGUGGUAUUGCCGACUUUGGUGUUUCCACUGAUUCGGAGCUGAGCCUGUACAUUGAUAUCCAUCUCUCUGGUGCGCUGAGUGCUGUUUUCGGUCGCGAGAACUGGGGCAGCGUUCCGGGUCCCAGUGUGGAGAAGAUGUGGACAGGGAAUAUGGCUUUCAGCGCAGACGGCUUCCCGUGGGUAGGGCAACUCCCCGUGUCUCUGACUAAAAGGGGACAGAAAGAGGAAGGCCACGGAGCUGAAUGGAUCUCUGCUGCAUUUUCAGGGGAGGGAAUGGUGAUGGCCUGGCUGUGCGGAAAAGCUCUGGCAACGAUGUUGCUGGCCCAUGACGAUGAACUGCUGGAGACAGAAUCCACAGACCUCUCCUGGUUUCCAGAGCAGAUGCUGGUAACUGAGGAGAGGAUCAAGGAAUGUGUCCUACCUCGCGAUAUCAAUGAUAUAUCAUCUAGUUUAUAG